GUACUAGCAGAGGAGGAGGAGGAUGGGGCGCUUCUAACCAGAGAUACACAAAUGUUAUCCAGCCAUCUACCUUUAAGUCUAAUACAUGGGGUGGCAGCAGAGACCACGGAAGAGGAUUUUUUGGCUCAUUUGAUUUUGGCUCGUCGGGCGGCAGCAGCAGAAAUUCAGACUUUUCACAGAACAGAUUCUCUGCAUUAGUGAACAGUCAAAAUAUUGCCGAUGGCUAUAAAGAUGAAGAGGAGAGACUUCUGGAGUGUGUAGUGAAAGACAUGGAAAUUUGGGAAUCUUCAGGGCAGUGGAUAUUUUCAUCUUAUUCACCGGUGAAAGGAAAGCCAAACAUCUCAGGAUUUCCAGAUUUCUCACCAGAAGAGUUGCACCUGGAGUAUUAUAACUGCAGAGCAAACAAUAACAUUCAGAACUAUGUAAAUUCUGUCCAACAGUUAGCAGCACAAUGGAAAAAUCGGCUGCUUCAGCUGAAGGCUUCAAAUGCAUCAACGAAAGCAGCUUUGCUAUCUGAAUUAAAGAACACGGUCACACAAGCAUUGCCACCUUCGGGAUUUGGAGGACAGAUAACAUCAAGCUUAGGGUUUUCAAGCUUUCCUGUGAGUAGCACCAGUAGCAGCGCGAGCAGUUUCUCCUUCAAAACAAGUCCCAGUCUCCUCGGCAGUGCACCAUCUGGAAACACCCCAGUUUUUGGGAGCUCUGCUGCUGGCCUGAGGUCCUCUCCCAGUGCAGCCCAUUCUGUUGGUUUUGGCAGCACAACAGCUCCAUCUGCAGCCUCCUUCUCAUUUAAAACUUCUGAAACAACUAGUGGUUUUGGAACUCCUGGGUUUUCAGGGUCUGGCAAUUCCACUGCUGUGAACUCUUCAAGCACCACUCCACUUACAAGCUUUGGAGCUUUUAAUACAACUUCUCCCUCACAUUCAAGCAGUACUUUAUUUGGGCAGACUGCCAGUUCUUCUGGACAUACCAUAAUAACGAUGUCUUCUUCAGUCACAAGCACGACUACAUCAGAAAAGUUAUUUACGCCAAGGAGUGAAUUAUCAACUGAAGAGUUGAAACAAUUUGAAGCAAAAAAGUUUACAUUGGGAAACAUUCCUCUUAAGCCACCACCACUAGAACUUUUAAAUAUUUAG
This is a messenger RNA of Merops nubicus (carmine bee-eater), 1136 nucleotides long. It is a transcript of the gene NUP42, whose product is annotated as nucleoporin like 2. NCBI's taxonomy places the organism in Eukaryota, Metazoa, Chordata, Aves, Coraciiformes, Meropidae. Gene Ontology annotation, molecular function: nuclear export signal receptor activity. The transcript has 6 exons. The annotation marks the transcript as partial. The record is from RefSeq and is a predicted model, not a curated record. Gene Ontology annotation, cellular component: nuclear envelope.